AUGGCAGCUUCCAUGCAAGCUUUGCGGCGAAGACGUCAGCCACAAGAAAACAUCGAUAAAUCUAAUUAUGCAUCAAGGCAUUUGACUGAAGAAAGUUUUGCUUCGCCCUUUGGAUAUUAUGAAUCUUUCUUUGUUUGGUUAUUGAUAUUCGGUUUAUACUUGGGUGUGUUAUUUACUAUAGGUUCGAGGUUCCAUCUGUUCCCUAAGCCCCGUACUGCAGACAACAGACCAGUUGGAGGAGUGUUUUAUGAAAGUUUAGCACGCCGACACCUAGAAACUGUAACAAGUUUUGGACAACGACCAGCCGGUAGUGAAGCGAACGAAUUACACGCCAAGAACUACAUUGCCAAAGAAUUGCUGACGUUUAAAGAACAUUUGCACGAAUCCAAGGAGAUGUUGAUAGAUGUGCAGAAUACGAGUGGAUCUUUUCAUUUGUACUUUAUUCACACAGACUUUUAUAGUGUGUACAAGAACCUGAAGAAUGUUGUGGUGAAGCUAGGGCCAGCUUCAGGAGCUACACACAGUGUUUUGAUGAACUGUCAUUAUGAUACAAUGAUUGAUGCCAUAGGUGCAGGCGAUGAUAUGUCAAGCUGUGCUGUCAUGCUUGAGAUUGCACGUUCACUAUCCCAGUCCAACAAGCCACUGAUGCAUAACAUUAUAUUCUUAUUCAAUGGCGCAGAGGAAAACCUUUUACAGGGUAGCCAUGGAUUUAUAACACAACACCCAUGGGCCAAGAGUAUCAAAGCUUUUAUUAACUUGGACUCAGCUGGAGCUGGUGGAUGGGAAAUAGUCUUCCAAACAGGUCCACAACACCCGUGGUUAGUGAAAGUUUAUAUAGAAUCAGCGGUGUACCCGAGUGCUUCUGUCAUCAACCAGGAAAUUUUUGAGCUUGGUCUUGUCCCUGCUGACACCGACUAUCGCAUCUUCAGAGACUAUGGCAAAAUUCCCGGUUUGGAUAUUGCCUAUAUUUCUAAUGGCUACGUAUACCACACUGUGAAUGAUGUCCCAGCAACAAUACCCCCUGGAUGUUUACAGAGGGCAGGUGAGAACCUGUUGAGUAUUGUUCAAGCUCUUGCCACAAAUCCUAAGCUUGCUGAUCCUGGUGAUGAUCGCCAUGGCUCCAUGGUGUUUUAUGAUGUGGUAGGACUUGUAGUAGUUCGCUAUCCCAAACGUAUUGGUUCUAUCCUCAACUGUAUUGUAUCCUGCUGCGCCUUUAUUUUACUGUGGAAGAAGGCUGGCCGGGUCAGCACAGGAAUGCAGAAUACAAAAGUGGAAAAUGGUUUUAUAGAAAAUGAUGCACAUUAUAGGAAGGCUAACAGGACAGCAGAAGCAUCACAAGCUCCUGUGAUGACUGCUAUGAGUGGUUAUGCACAUUUGAAGAACAUGCUUGCUGCAUGUGUGGCGACCACAGCUACAUGGAUUGUAUGUAUACUGGUGGUUUCGGUUGGUGUGGCCCUGCCCCUCAGCCUUUGUGGCCGGUCCUUGUUCUGGUACACCAACACCUACACCAUAUGGCCUCUGUUUGUUCUGCCUGGCUCUAUCAGCAUCAUCAGCAUGCAGCAAUUCCUCAAACCCAGGCUUUUUAAGGGUUUGCAUCCAGUUUAUGUGGAGCAAAUCUUCUUUGACACCGUUCUGUGUGAGCUGGCAGUAGCCAAUCUAAUCCUGACAUACCUUGGUCUUGGCAUGUCAUACCUGGUGAUGCUGUGGGUGUUGCUUCCCCUAGUGUUCCGUGAGUGUGUCACACAGGUGGCCAUUAUACACUGGCAAGAUAACAAAAAAUUGAUGUUGAUGUUACACCUGGGUGGUAUACUGGUGCCACUACUGUCAUCUUUGUAUAUCAUCUAUAUGUUUCUUCUUAUCAUCAUUCCCACCAUGGGCCGCGUGGGCACCACAGUACACCCAGACCUUGCUUUGGCAUCAUUAGUCACUUUGUUUGUUCUGUCCUGCUGUCAGUACCUGUUUGGCCUGGUUUACCUUUGUGACAUGCGACCCGUUACGAGGACUCUGGCUGCUGUAUUUAUUAUAGGUUUACUAGCUGUUCUAUUUACACCUUUAGGAUUUCCCUUUAGUGGUGACAAGGACUCUCCAACCCCUCAAAGGUUUUCGCAUGUGCACAUCAACAGAGAAAACUACAAUCUUAAAGGAGAUAUGGUCCAUUCUGACAGUGGUUUGUGGUACUUACCACAAGACUACCUCAAGGACCAGCUACAUAAGGAUCACUUUUCUGUUUACAAGACAGCCACAACAGAACUGAGAGGGGCUGGACCAUACUACGGUCUACCUUACUUUAUACCUAUAUUACAUUUACUCAAUCCAAGGGAUAGUAAAUACAUGCCGACCCCAGCUAUCAGCCCAGAGCCAAAGGUAGAACCCUCUCUGAUCAGUCGACACUCUGUAUCUCCUGAUGUUCUCCGUCUUACUUUUCAAGUCAAAGGUCCUGACCACAUGACGGUAUAUAUCAGCCCCCAGCCUGCUAUGACCCUGGUAGGCUGGUCCAUACUACCAGGUACACCAUUGCCUGUCUAUACAUUCCCAGACAUGAAUGAGACCUCCUACUUCAUCUACUAUGGCCAUGGUGAGACCCCACAGGAACCAUGGCAAUUUCAUUUUGAUAUACAGGCUACAACUGGACACUGGCCAGGGGAUCAACACAUUGUAGACAUAGCCUUCAGUGGAUACUACGUCCAUGGUAAGCAUAAGUCAACCCCAGAGCUGGACGAGCUCCACCAAAACCUCUUACCCUGGAUGGUACCAAUAUCAUUCUCAGCAACAUAUGCAAGUUACCAGUUUUAA
Messenger RNA from Ylistrum balloti, 2793 nucleotides. Its product is annotated as endoplasmic reticulum metallopeptidase 1-like. The transcript has 16 exons. Gene Ontology annotation, molecular function: metalloexopeptidase activity. The record is from RefSeq and is a predicted model, not a curated record. Gene Ontology annotation, biological process: proteolysis. The coding region runs from base 1 to 2793 and encodes 930 amino acids. NCBI's taxonomy places the organism in Eukaryota, Metazoa, Mollusca, Bivalvia, Pectinida, Pectinidae.